GCGUAUAAUGGGCGUAAAUGUAUGAGGAAAUGCGGAGGUGUCAGGGAUUCAUCAGUCGAGCAAUUUUUUAAUAUGCUCUUCACAGUCUAGUCGAAUACACUCCCUUUUUUUUUUAUAUUGUUGCGAUGCUUCAAGUUUUAGGUCUUUUUUUAGCUCUCCACUCAGCUGUCGCUUCCACUUGUCACCAAAGUCUUUUGUCUCUUUUUUUCUCCUGCCGAGGCCCCAAAUGUGGGCUAACUGGACCGGAGAGAAAAUGUCAUCAGGUUUUUGACACUCUUUUCCUUAAGUUCAGGCUUGGAGUAUGACAUGGCGUAUUUAUUUCGUCCUCCGACAUUUUCAAACCAAAACAAUUAGCCUUGGACGUGACCCAUGGCGUCCUCAAAAGCAGAUACCGGAGUUGGCAAUGACAAUAAUUGUCCCAAAGAAAAUAUCAGUAGCAGCGAUUCGUCGAGUGACGCAUCAGACAAUCACCAGAUUUAUUGCCUUGAUGACCUGGUGAGCAUCGCCGUAGUAGGUACAGGAACUUUUGGCCGAGUAUAUCUGGUUCGAGACAAGAACAGCAGGACCUUUUAUGCCCUGAAACAAAUGAGGAUCCCUGAUGUGAUUCGCCUGAAGCAGGAGCAGCAUGUACACAACGAGAAGGCAGUUCUGAAAGAGGUCAAGCAUCCCUUCCUCAUACGACUGUUUUGGACACACCAUGACGAAUGCUUCCUUUAUAUGUUGAUGGAUUACGUGCCUGGCGGUGAGCUGUUCAGCUACCUUCGGAGCCGAGGCCGCUUCAGUAACUCCACUGGUCUGUUCUACGCUUCUGAGAUAGUCUGUGCUAUCGAGUACCUCCACUCCAAAGACAUAGUUUACCGUGACCUGAAGCCAGAGAACAUCUUGCUGGACAGGGAAGGGCACAUCCGCCUGACUGACUUUGGUUUUGCAAAGAAGCUCUCGGAUAGAACCUGGACUCUAUGUGGCACUCCAGAGUAUCUUGCUCCAGAAGUUAUCCAGAGCAAAGGUCAUUGCCGUGCUGUGGACUGGUGGGCUCUUGGCAUUCUCAUCUUUGAAAUGUUGGCUGGGCAUCCACCUUUUUUUGAUGACAAUCCAUUUGGAAUCUACCAGAAGAUUCUGGCUGGAAAACUGGAUUUCCCACGUCAUCUGGAUUUUUAUGUCAAAGACCUAAUCAAGAGGUUUCUGGUAAUUGACCGAGCCAGGCGACUUGGCAACAUGAAGAAUGGCGCAGAUGACGUGAAAAAGCACCGAUGGUUCAAGGCCAUCGAUUGGGAGACUGUUCCGCUGAAAAAAUUGAAACCUCCAAUAGUUCCCAAAGUGUCCCAUGAUGGCGACACCACAAACUUUGAAGUUUACCCCAAUGAUGAAUGGAAAAAAGACCCUUCUGUUCCACCAAGAGAUUUGGAGAUCUUCAAAAACUUUUGACAACUCCAAAUUUGUAUUUAGUCAGGGUAGGGGCGGGGGCAUUGCAACGAACAAGUCCUUUAAGUGUUAAGGGAAUACAGUGGACCCCUGCAUAUUUGCGGUUCAACAUUUGCAGUCACCUAGUUUCAGAUUUAUUUUUUUUCAUCUGUCCUCCAUUAGUUGUGAAAAAACUCACUUUCACUCCCUUUUAUUCUGUAAUGUGGCAAGGUAUUUUUUUUCUGGGCAAAAUACUGUUGACAGUAUGUAUGUAUAAUUUAUGUAUUGUAGUAACAAACAGUUACUAGUUGGCUGCUCAACUGAGCUUCUGUGACAGCAGGGAGAUGGUGGAAGUUCCACCCACAGAUGGGAAAAGGUAGAAACCACAUGCCCCUUUUGCGCGACGUGCUACGGCAGCCCUUAGGCUAGGUGGUAAAGUCGUCAGCGCAUUCUGUGCGCGGACGGAAAGAAAAUCGAAAGAGGAAGGAUGCCGACGAAUUGUGCAGGAUAUGAUUACGUGCCAUACACGUACAACAAUGGAACUGAGGAGUAACCAUUCACAGGUAAAAUUAUUUUUGCGUGAUAUUAAAAAAAUUGUAAUGGAAUACCGUAACUUUCGGCCUAUAGAGCGCACCAGUUCAUUUGUAAACGAAAUACCAUUUGGUACAUACAGACGCCGCACCUGUGGAAAAGCCCCAAGUGCCCACAUUGAAACACGAGAUAUUUACAAAGAAAGACGAUACGCAGUUUUCAAAGUUUUAAUACCUUAGCUUAGCUUAACAUAGCAACAACUCGGUACCAUGAACAGAGCUGGUUUAAAAAAAAAAAAAAGUGUGGUAGCAACACGGUAGCACAGCACUAACAGGGCUGGUUUAAAAAAAAAAAAAAAAACACCUAAAUCACUGAGACGUGGCAGAAGCACAGCAGCAACAUCCUAACACAGCGCUAACAGGGUCGGUUUAAAAAAAAAAACAUACUGGUAAAAAUCACAGACGUGGCAGCAUCACAGCACCAACAUCCUAGCACAGCGCUAACAGGGCCGGUUGGGGGGGGGGGGGGGGGGGAGAUACUGGUAGAAAUUUCUGACACACAGGAGUAAAACACUAACAGCGCUAACAGUACCGGAUUUAAAAAAAAAAAAAAAAAAAAUUGCCGGUAAAAAUCACUGAGACACAGCAGCAACACGCUAGCACAGCGCUAACAAGGCCGGUUCAACAACAACAAAUAUAUAUAUAUUUAUAUAGAUAUAUACUGGUAAAAAUCACUGAGACACGGCAGCAACAUACUACCGCAGUGCUAACAGCACCGUCUUAAAAAAAAAAAAAACAUACCGGUAAAAGUCACUUCCUCGGCAUAUAUAUUCCACUGGUCUCACUCUUUCCUUCUCCGCUCGAGUGCCCCCUUGCGGCCGUUGGAACAAAUGCACAAAUUAGCCACGUCACCCCAUAAACCCUGGGGUUGAUGGCGUGUGAAGAAAAUUGCAGCUUAUAGGCCGGAAUUUACGGUAUAUUGAAAGCACAGGCUUUUAACAUUGACAUGAAAAGAAACCCACAUGAAAAUAGUUUCAGAAAUCAGCAUUUUCCAGCUUAAUUUCACCGUCCAUCCAUUACCUUGACAGGAAUGUCGACCUUCUCAACAUGGCCGUCACGUAGGAACGUCGUUCAGCCGAGCUGCUACAAUCUGCUGACAUAUCUUUGGUUUCCCCAACACACACACAGACUCACUCGCUCACGCCGUUCUUGUCCCACUCAUCCAAUGAUAAAUGGGUUGAGUGCAUAAUAGGUGAGAUGACAGCCCCCACGUCUGCAGCUUUGCAGCGUUAAACUUUUGCUAAACAAAUAAACACAGCAUCAAAACCAAUGUUAUAACAACUCCGUGGAAUGUCACGAAACAUUACAACUGGUUUGCCGUACGGUUAAAUAGUCCUUGUUUUCCACCAAACGUCAUUGCAACAAUAAUUCCUAGUCGUCAUCGUCGUCAUUAGAACUGUUAGCAUGUAUGUACAGGUACUGUACAUAGUGUAUGUGUGUACUUAGCUGGAAGAUGUUUAUUAAUCGUGUUUUUUAAGAGUACAGCAAUGUUUGUGUUUGAAAUGCUAUUUAAGUGUUUUGGGAUCAUAGUUAUCAGUGUAUUUGUGGUUUAAGCUUAAUGUAGGCAGUUCUAAUCACUUUUGGAAACAUCGGUUAUUCACAGAAAUUCGCUAUUUCCGGACGUGCUUCGUCCCCAUCCCCCGCAUAUCGUGGGGGUCCACUGUAUUUAUAUUACUCAAAGUUGGCAUGUUUUACCUCUUUAACUCCGAAUGAGUCAUACUGUAACUUACCACCAAACAUGCUUUUUAUGCACUCAUCCACUUCCCCAACUUUUUAGUAUUAAUCUCUGAGCCUAUACAUGAGAGAAGAAACACGACUGUUAUUUUCUACAUUUUAAAAUGUUUUAUAGUUCAUUGCAAUUGCAUAUUUCUUUAUGACCACUGAACCCUGUGACUUGUUGGCCAGAAUACUUUUUUUGUUGUUGUUGAUAAAAUGCAGCAAAAAAGGUGCCUUAUUUUUUUUGCUACGUUUGUUAGUUUCACUUGAAAAUUUUCCUCAACUCCUCUUUCUUAAGUAACUCAAAAUAAAAGAAAAUAAUAAUCUUCCAGCA
Molecule: messenger RNA, 4041 nt
Organism: Syngnathoides biaculeatus (alligator pipefish)
Lineage: Eukaryota; Metazoa; Chordata; Actinopteri; Syngnathiformes; Syngnathidae
Gene: prkx
Product: protein kinase X-linked
Exons: 8
Coding region: 370-1425 (351 amino acids)
Biological process (GO): protein phosphorylation
Molecular function (GO): ATP binding; protein serine/threonine kinase activity
Source: RefSeq, a predicted model, not a curated record